Molecule: messenger RNA, 429 nt
Organism: Leptosia nina
Lineage: Eukaryota; Metazoa; Arthropoda; Insecta; Lepidoptera; Pieridae
Source: the annotation of a GenBank genome assembly
AUGGCAGACAAAGAAGCAGUCGAACAACCAAUUGAAGUGCCAGACCAGUUUAAAGAUAAACCGACACCUGAAGAUGACUCAAAAUCUAAAGACACGCCUACACCUUUGUCUUCGACUGGCGCCAGUAGAAAUUUGAUCAAAGUUCCUCCUAAUUGUCCAUCAGGAUAUUCUACACUAGUGAUCUUUCGCAUUUCGUAUAGAAGGAACAUGGCGGAUGACAAGGACACCCAGCCCGAUGAACAGCCCAAAGAGGUUGAAGUGAACGAAACGGUGUCCAAAGUAGAACUUCCUGAAUCUAAUGCAGUUCCUAACUCAACAACAGAGAGGGCGCCACCUGAGAUUACACUAAGAAACAUGAUAGACGUACCCCCAAAUUGUCCUCCCGGUUUCAAACGAGGAGCAGACGGCGUUUGUAGAGAAAUAUUUUAA